AUAAGUAUGAGACAACUAUAACCAUUUUGCCCACCUUCAGAUCUUAUCAAAAAAUCACAUAAAUUCUUGCUUCCUGCUUAAAUCCACCAUUCGGAACCUUCAACUCACAUCAAUUCAUACAAGACACAUUCACUUCCCUUACAGAUCGCCUUUCCCUCUCUACGACCCCUCCAACCUUCACGAUGGUACAAAACAAAUCUCUCGUCCUGGCAAAGAACCCAGUUGGCUUCCCAAUCCCUGGCUCUGACUUAACCAUCACCUCUUCCGAAUUCGACCUCAAUCAGCCCCUCCCCCGCGGCAGCCUCAUCGUAAAAACAAACUACCUCUCCUUCGACCCCUACCAACGAGGCCGCAUGCGCCCAGGAACUGGCCUCUACGUAACCGGAUACCCCCUCAACGAACCCGUCACCAACAACGCCAUCUCGACCGUCAUCUCGUCCUCCAACCCACGCUUCAAAGCCGGCGACGUCAUCCUUGGAGACGCAGAAUUCUCGGAGUAUCAAAUCAUCCCGAAAGAAAGAGCGGAUCUUGAGCAAGCACCUGGUGGCGGGAACGCUGGAGUUAGUCUGUUGAAGAAUCCGCUAGGCUUGGACCCGAAAUUAUUUUUGGGCGCGCUGGGAAUGAGUGGGUUGACGGCUUACUCGAGUCUGUACGAGAUUGGGAAGCCGAGAAGAGGAGAGGUAAUCUUUAUUUCUGCUGCUAGUGGCGCUGUUGGGCAAAUCGUUGGGCAAUUGGCGAAGAGGGAGGGGCUGAAGGUUGUCGGGAGCGUGGGGAGUGAUGAGAAAUUGAAGUUCAUUACGCAAGAGCUCGGUUUUGAUGCGGGGUUUAAUUAUAAGAAGGAGAACCCGGUAGAGGCGUUGAAGAGGAUUUUGGGAGAGCUCGGGGAGCAGGGACUGAAUAUUUAUUAUGACAAUGUAGGCGGUGAGCAGUUGGAUGCUGCGCUUUUCGCUUUGAGCACGGGUGGGAGAGUCGUAUCUUGUGGCAGCGUCUCGCAAACCAGCAAAAAACCAGGCGAGACUCACGGCAUCCAGAACAUGCCGCUGGUUGUUGGCAAGGGAUUGACGAUUAGAGGUUUUCGGGUGUUUGAUGCUGAUAUGGGAGGGAAGUAUAACGAGGAGCAUCAGAAGAAUAUGCAGAAGUGGAUUAAGGAUGGAGAGAUCAAGAUUAAGAUGGCGGUUACGGAUGGGAUUGAUCGUGCUGCUGAGGGGCUGGUGGGGAUGUUGAAGGGGGAGAAUUUUGGGAAGGCGGUGUUGAGGAUUGCUGAGCUUUGAUGGAAUGUUCUGGAGAGGCAUCUUGCUAUAUCCGAGGCGUUGAUAUCGGAUAUCCUAGCAAGUAAGUCGUUGUAGUUUACUCAAAUGCCUCCCUGAAGUUGGUGUGAGAUUAACCCGCCGAAAAUCCGGCAAGCUGGUAGACUCCGAGUGAGAAUUCAACUACCUUUGC
This is a messenger RNA of Hyaloscypha bicolor E, 1440 nucleotides long. Its product is annotated as NAD(P)-binding protein. Gene Ontology annotation, molecular function: oxidoreductase activity, acting on the CH-CH group of donors, NAD or NADP as acceptor. The record is from RefSeq and is a predicted model, not a curated record. The transcript has 2 exons. The coding region runs from base 183 to 1271 and encodes 362 amino acids. Lineage: Eukaryota; Fungi; Ascomycota; Leotiomycetes; Helotiales; Hyaloscyphaceae.